AUGUCUACCUUUGACGGGAUCGUCCAAGCGGAGUCUUGGUGGGUCAAUAGCCUUAUCCGACAUCCAAUUCUCAUACCCUACACUUUAGGUGGAAAGCCAUUGGAUAAGAUCUAUCUCGACAGUACAUUUGCCCGCCAUUCGUCUAUAUACCGUACAUUCCCAUCCAAGGCAAAAGGAUUGGCAGAACUUCUGCAGAAAGUCGCAUCCUAUCCAGAGGACACUAUCUUCUACUUCCGAGCAUGGACUUUCGGAUAUGAGGAGGUCUGGAUGGCACUGUCUGCUGCUCUCAAUUCAAAGGUCCAUGUGGAUCGGUACCAAAUAGGUCUGUAUAGGUCGCUCAUCCCCACUCAACAGGGGACCGGCGAAGCAUCUGCCCUUUGUGGCUUUGAGCUCGGGAAUAGAUUUGUUCCUGGCUGUUUGAGUGAAGACGGAGGGUGUCGCAUCCAUAGCUGUGAGCCAGGCGUACAAUGCUCGGCCAUUUCUUCGAAGAACCCGGUUUAUAUAAUCCCGAUUGUUAGUCGAACGAAUGAUGGCUCAGAAAUACCCGAAGUUGGGGCUGGAGGCGGAGGUGGUGACCUGUAUCAGAUUCAUGAGCUCGAGAUCCCGAACGAGCUGGCACUAGAGCAGCUAGAGAAACUCUGUCUCGAAAGCAUCCACGAUCCUCAAACACUCUCGGAGACGCGAGAGGCGCUCAUCGAGGCAUACAGGUCCAGAAGGAAAGCACUCCAGCUUCAUAGCUAUGGGAUAAAAGAUGAUCAUGAUAUACCCUUAGAAAACCUAGCUAACAUCAUCAGCCGGGGCCGUUUCCACGACAAAAGUUGGUCGGAUAACAACCAGGGAUCAACAGGACAACAUGAUAGGUUAGGAAAACGGCUCCCAGCAGUUAUUCGCUUUCCAUAUUCGCGCCACUCAUCCUACGCAGAAUUAUGCGAGCUGGUCUCCGCAUUCAAACCAAAAGACAUAUGUCCUUGUACAGUUGACCCUCUAACAUGGGAUGAGGACGUCUCCAUGCAAAGUCUCUUCGGCCAUCUGUGCUCAGGAGCGGAAUUCACUCACGACCAUCACAUGCGAGAUAUGCUGGAAAAUGACGAAGGCCUUCGCUCAAGGAAACGAGCUCGCUACGAAGAACCCGCGUCACAAUCAAGUAAUCCCGACAGCAUACCCAGAGCCACAAUGGAUUUCACUACUGGAGACCCCGACGACGAUACAAGCUCAGAUGGAAGAGCGCCAGAUCACACCAAUUCACAACCAGACACAACUAGCGCACAGCCGCAACUAGGACUCUUCAAACCCCACCCUGUAAAAUCAAGUAUAUUCUCAUCAUCACAUUCAUCUUCAGGCCGCAUCCUUAUGCCAUCAUCCCUAGAGACUAUCCAAGACAACAACCAAGCAGUAGACUCACGGCUCCCCACCGAAGAAUCAACCCGAGCAGCAGAAAAAGCCAGACGAAACGAGACCCGCCAAGCAUGGCACUUCCUGAAUAACGCUCGCUGUGACCAAACUCCAUUCCACCUUGGUUCUCUCCCCUCUUCAUGGUCUACCGAAGAAGACAAGGACCCCGAGUAUCAGAGGAAGAUCAUUGCAGAAGAAGAGACAUCGCACCACAUCGUUGAGCAAUCUAACGAUGGCCCCGACAUCAACGUCAACGUUGAUAUCACAGACCACAACAUCGAAGAUCCAGAUCCAGAGCUAGAAAGCCAAUUCAGCCACUCACUCUCCCUCUCCCCCUCCGCCUUUGCAUCCCAAGAACAGCCGUUGGAGCCAGCCAGUGAUAUGUGUUUCGAUGGUGCAUUCGAUGAGUAUAUCGAAGCUCGAGAACAAGUAGAGGUUCAGACGGCGGCGUCUUUAUCAACAGAUGCCCAGAUGGCCAAUACCAUAAAGAGACGCAGCAGCUCGUCUCGAGUACGGAGAGCCGCGUAUCUAGCUGCUAAAGCGGAUAGCUACGAGGCCUGGGCCUCUAUGGGACUUGUUUCGGCGGGUAAUAAUCACACAGAAGAGGAGAUCGAGCUAUGAUUCCGAACUCGUUGAGUUUACAACGAUAUGAGGAUUCUUGUCCUGUAUCCUGAAAUACACAAAUAAUCAUAAGAAACACCAA
Molecule: messenger RNA, 2095 nt
Organism: Aspergillus pseudotamarii
Lineage: Eukaryota; Fungi; Ascomycota; Eurotiomycetes; Eurotiales; Aspergillaceae
Product: putative DNA repair protein
Exons: 4
Coding region: 1-2013 (670 amino acids)
Biological process (GO): interstrand cross-link repair; double-strand break repair via nonhomologous end joining; protection from non-homologous end joining at telomere
Molecular function (GO): damaged DNA binding; 5'-3' DNA exonuclease activity
Source: RefSeq, a predicted model, not a curated record